Molecule: messenger RNA, 1626 nt
Organism: Cotesia congregata
Lineage: Eukaryota; Metazoa; Arthropoda; Insecta; Hymenoptera; Braconidae
Source: the annotation of a GenBank genome assembly
AUGCUCGAUACGUGGUCAGAGGUUAAUCUAAUCAAAAUUGGAGCCUUACGGAAGCUAGCGCUAUCGAGAAUUAAUAAUAAACCAGUUUAUACGUUGGGUAAAGCAUACGUAGAAUUAUUCGGUUAUGAAGUAGAAUUUAAUGAAGUGAACGAUAAAUUUCCUACAGUACACCCCGCAUUAUUGGGAGCUAAAUUCUUUAACGAAUACGGUGCGAGAGUCUUCUUUGAUUAUAAAAUAUUUACCUUCUAUGACGUAGAGGUGCCAUUUUUCGAAACAGAGACUGAAGCAUUGCCUCCAAACUCAGUUUCAUCAAUAACUAUAGAAACUUCUGAUUCGUACGAGCAUGGUUAUAUACCACGUAUAUACUGUGCCACCGAUGUCGAACUUGGUGGUACUUUUGAAACUAAUGAAAAUGGCCAUACUUUCUUAAGGGCUUACAAUAGCUCCGAUGACGAGAUCUUAAUUCCAAAACCGGUAAUUAACCUGAGACCUCCUUUAUGGUUUGAUGAAAGCGAUUAUGCGAUAGAAUCAAAAGUAAUCAAGAUAACCGAUGAUUACUAUGGGAAAGCAAAUUUAAAUUCAAAUAAAGUCACUAGAGAUAAAACUCGACGGGUCGAGGACACUACGUCCGACGUCAAGAAAAAUCCAGUAACUACUAAUAAUAAUCCCGGGCGGUUCGAAGACCUUCAGUCUGACGCCAAGGGAAAAUUCGGCGGGUCAAAGACGGUGUGUCUGACGCUGAAAGGAGUUUACAAAGCACAGAUUGCUGUAGGUGAAGGCAAAAACGAACCUAACAAAAACAAUAAUCCUAUCCCAAAACGAUCGACACUGCAACGGCCGAAUCAGAAAACACUCCCACCUCCCUCUGAUAAUAGCUCCAGAGAAACUUCUGCGGACUCGCAGAUGGAAAACGAACGAAACCUACGUGGGAGAAUCGCGAGAAACACGGUUUCUUCUGGGAAUGCCGAAGAAAUGACCGACGAGCGUCAGCUGUACACAGACGGUGAAUCUUCCGAUGACGAUCGUCGGUCUGAGGGCGGAGGGGUUGGUGAUGACGUGGGAAACGUCCCACCACGCGCGCCCAGACGUCACCCAGCGGUUACACCACAAUCUCGCGAAAUCGCACCGAAUGUCCGCGAGACUCGUGAUCGGUUAUCAAUGCAAUCCGAUAACAUAUUAAUUUUUGUUAACGUUAAAGGCGAGCCCUGCGAUGAGGGUAGUCGCGAACUUUCUGGGGUAUUGCAGAUACCUAAUAAUUUACACGACAAUUAUUGUCGGUCUACGGUAAUUAACUAUCGAGGAAAUAAGCACUGUAUUGUGGCUGUGCCUAAAUACAGGAAUUUGGACCUUAAGCGUAUUAAGCAAACAGAAACGGCCGCCGGCGCGAAUUUACGUAGAUCUAAGGAAAUAUCAAAACUAUAUUACGAUAGGAAAAUAAACCCCUUAGGGGUUAGGCCAGGAACCAGAGUGUUCCUUUUAUUAGAGCCUAGAAAAGGUAAAGGAGACCCGAAGUACACUGGUCCUCAUGAUUUAUUAGGGAUAGGGGAAAAUGAGGUAGCUGAGAUUUUGAUUAAUGGGGUUUCAAAAUUUGUGCAUGUUAAUAAGCUAAGAAUAUCCCGUAUAUAA